Aspergillus viridinutans is the source of this 2031-nucleotide messenger RNA. RefSeq lists its product as uncharacterized. The transcript is spliced from 6 exons. NCBI's taxonomy places the organism in Eukaryota, Fungi, Ascomycota, Eurotiomycetes, Eurotiales, Aspergillaceae. Gene Ontology annotation, biological process: regulation of DNA-templated transcription. The record is from RefSeq and is a predicted model, not a curated record. Bases 1 to 2031 code for a protein of 676 amino acids. Gene Ontology annotation, molecular function: zinc ion binding; DNA-binding transcription factor activity, RNA polymerase II-specific; oxidoreductase activity, acting on the CH-OH group of donors, NAD or NADP as acceptor.
AUGUAUGCAGGACCCGAUCAACCUUCCGGCCACAGUGGAGACACACCCCGACUCCGGGCCGCUUGCGAGAACUGCAGACAAUCAAAGGUGAAAUGCAAUCUUUCUGGAAAGAGUACCUGCAUCCGGUGUCUUCGUCACGGGCUGCCUUGUCGAUAUCGACUCGCCAAUCGGUCAGGAAAACCCAAGGGCAGCAAGAACAGAGCCACGUUGAAGAAGCUGGGACAACUGCCGGACGAGAAGCCUAUAAUGCGUGCCUUGAAGGGAAAGCACAACCCGGACACCGUCAUGGACAACCAGAGUCACUCGAUAUGUGAAAGGUCCCGAGUGCUUCAGAGCCAUGAGGAAAACUUCCACGAGAGCCCUAGCAGCCAGGACACCGACCUCACGGUGGACGCCUCCACCUCCAUCUCCGCGUUUGCGUAUUCUUCCUUCCAAGAACCGCUGCCAUCUGCAGAUCCGGUAUAUAUGCAAGCCUCCAUGUCACCGACAUUUCUUCAAAAGGAGUUCAUCACCAAAGGCCUCACGAGCUGUCCCCUCGCAGUCCACAUCCCUGACGCACCGCAACCGAUGUGUGGAUGUGGAGGAACAGUGGUGUUUCACAUGAACCAGCUGAGGGAUAUGAUGGCCAACGCCGGCCACCUGCGAUUUGAUCAGAUUCUGCAGGGGAUCAAGGUGGCACUGUCCGUAUGCCAAGGUUUCCUGCAAUGCAGAAAUUGCCCAAAGGACAGCACUAGUCUGCUGUUGCCUAUCUCUACGGUAGACUUUACACUGCAAAUAUUCGAAUACUGGAUAUCGUAUGGGCUGGCGGCGCAGCAUUCAGUGGGAGUCGACAGUGCAAAGUCCAAAUAUGGAGAUUAUGAAUUAUGUUCUGAGGAAAGUUGGUGGAUCAGUCGCUUCCUGCUCCGUGCGCGACUCGUCCAGUGCAAGGAGGUGUUUGCUGUACUGCAGGAAGCGAUCGAUGUCUGCCUCGGAUCGCCGUCUGGUCAUCUCAGGCAAGGGCUGUACGAUGAGAACCGCGGAGGCAGCUGUCUCGAUCAGAUUCUUCGGGGUUACGAAGCAACUGUGGAAGCUUUUUUGCGUUGUUUAUCGGGGAAUGAUAAACAGCACCUGCUUGCAAUUCAAUUCAUAUACAAAGUAGAAUUUGAAAACAAGAUGGCCGCCCGUCUCGCCCAGGUCAACGCCCACCUCAACUACCCAGCCGGCCUCCUCGCAGGCAAAGUCGCCAUCAUCACCGGCUCAGGCCAGGGCAUCGGCGCCGAAGCAGCCCGGCUCUUCGCCAACGAAGGCGCAAAAGUCAUCGUCGCUGAUAUCGACGCUGAAAAAGCCACCGCAGUCGCCAACGCCAUCAACUCCGCCGGCGCCGGGCGCGCCCUCGCCGUCGUCGGCGAUAUCCUCGACGACGCCUACAUCACGACCCUCGUCUCCAAGGCGGCCGAGUUCGGCCACGGGAAGAUCCAUAUCCUCGUGAACAAUGCGGGGUUUACCUGGGACGGAGUGAUCCACAAGAUGACCGACAAACAAUGGGACACGAUGCUGGCGGUGCACAACACGGCGCCGUUCAAGCUGAUUCGGGCCGCGGCGCCGUAUUUCCGGGUGAAGGAUGGGGAGGACCGGGUGGUUAUCAAUAUUAGCUCUACGAGUGGGAUUCAUGGGAAUGCAGGACAGGCCAAUUACGCGCUCGCCAAAGCCGGGCUGGUCGGGCUGACCAAGACGAUCGCGAAGGAAUGGGGCCCGGCGUUUGGGGUGCGGGCUAACACGAUUGCGUUUGGCUUUGUCAAGACCCGGUUGACGGCUGCGAAGGAGGACGGCGCGUUCAUCACCACCCCCGACGGGACCAAGGUUGCGCUGGGGAUCCCCGGGAAGCAGCUGGCUGGGCGCAAGGGGGACGAGAAGCAGGCGUAUCCGGAUAUUCCGCUGGGGCGGCCGGCGAGUCCCGAGGAGGCGGCCAGGUCGAUUCUGGGGGUUUGCAGUCCUUACUUUUCGUAUGUGAGUGGUGAGACGAUCCGGGUGACGGGAGGUCGUAAUACGUGA